This is a messenger RNA of Ceratitis capitata (Mediterranean fruit fly), 1779 nucleotides long. RefSeq names its product G-protein coupled receptor Mth2-like. The record is from RefSeq and is a predicted model, not a curated record. The transcript is spliced from 7 exons. Gene Ontology annotation, biological process: G protein-coupled receptor signaling pathway; cell surface receptor signaling pathway. Gene Ontology annotation, cellular component: membrane. Gene Ontology annotation, molecular function: G protein-coupled receptor activity. NCBI's taxonomy places the organism in Eukaryota, Metazoa, Arthropoda, Insecta, Diptera, Tephritidae. Bases 32 to 949 code for a protein of 305 amino acids.
ACUAAGUGACAGAAGUAGAGAGCGAAGGUUUAUGAUGAUUUCAGCACCAUUUCUAUUUGCGACCAUACUGAUCUAUUGGCUCAUACCGGAAUUGUGGAACUUACAUACUAAAUGCUUAAUCAGCUAUCUGCUCUCCUUGGCUGUUGGAUCCUCUAUGAUUGUAGUUGUCAACAUGCAAGAUUGCGAUUUUGAGGAUCUUAAUUGUUCUAUCAUAGGCUUCGUCGCAUAUUUCUUUUUAACCGCUGCCUUCUUCUGGCUUAAUGUGAUCUGUUUCAAUCUUUGGAGAAAUUUACGUCACCUCAAUGGUGCCGGCCAACAGUUGUCGUUACAUCGUAAACGAUUCCUCUACUAUUCUCUCUACGCCUGGGGUUUGCCAACCAUUAUGACCAUUGUGACCGCAUCUCUACAAAACUCAAAACUACCGCACGCACUCAAGUCGGGCAUUGGAGACACACAUUGCUGGUUGAAGGUUGAUGACUGGUCUGCUUUGCUUUAUUUUUAUGGACCCUGCUUACUGCUUAUCAUAUUUAAUAUUUCCAUAUUUGUACUGACCGCCAAGAAGAUUUAUAGCAUUCGCAAGGAGCUGCAGCAUUUCUCACGCGGCGAGGACAGCCGUCGUCAUUUGCACUCGCACCAAAAUAAUGUCUGGCUCUUCUUUCGCAUGUUCAUUGUCAUGGGUGUCGGUUGGCUGCUGGAGAUCAUCAGCUAUAUGUUUGGUAAUUACAAUAAAUUGGCAUUUUUCUUUGCCGCCACAGACGUUUACAAUGCCUCGCAGGGUAUAAUCAUUUUCAUUUUGUUGGUUAUGAAGAAAAAGGUGUUGUUGCUGAUAAAGAAGAGACUGUGCAAAGCGGACAAGAAACAGCAGUUUUCUAGUAGACGAUAUGCCAAGUCCAGUACAUCGGCAGUGGAAUUAUCCAAUGCUGAAUUUCGCUGGAAACCUCGGAACUAAGGAUCUUCAGGAUAAAUACAUUCGUAAUAUAUACAUACAUAUUUAUAGCAAUUGAGCAUUGACAUAAUUACGUUAUUAUCAUCAGCCAACUCGUAGUUUCAACAUUAGGUCUAGUAAAAAAUAGUCCAUUAUUUUUGUAUACCAUAAUUAUUAUUAUUCCGAUUUAUGUCAAAUAUGAAACGUUUUGAACGAUAAUCUUUUGCCAUUUGGAAGGUAUUGCCAUUAUGCCGCUCUCAUAGAAACUCUUGUCCCUAUUGGUAAACAAAUUGAUGCAAUCGAUUUCUAUAUGCUUCAAUUGGGACCAAAUUUUCAUCAGUCUAAUCAAUCGCGAUCGAAAGAAGUAGAUGUUCAUCACCUGGACUAUGUGGUUGAUGCAUAAGAAUUCCCCAGGUAUAGUCUUGAGCCUUCUGGCAAGUCACUAUCAAAGUAUAUGGUCCGGCGUUGUCCUGAUGAAAUAUAAUUUCACUUCCGUUUUUUCAAAGCUAGGCACUGCUGAUAGUGCAGUUCCAAAUUUAACCGUAAGGAAGCAAUUUAUACUGAAGGAUUCCUUGCAAAUCCCAUCGGAAGCACAACAAAAUCCUGCGGACCAUCAAUCAUGAUUGCGAGAUUCAGAUGACUAAAGCCAUCUAUUGCAAAAAUAGUAGAUUACUUUUUAUUAGACAAAUAUAAUUGCUGUACUUUUCAACACAAACUUAAAAUCAUAUUUAAGCGGUUUUGUCGCUUAGUAUUCUAUAAACCAAAUAGUAUUUUAAGAAAAAACAUCGAAUUUAAAGACUGUACCCAAUAUGUGCCAUAUUAGUAUGUAGCCAAAUAAUGAUUCAAAAUAUACA